Messenger RNA from Aspergillus tanneri, 1590 nucleotides. RefSeq lists its product as uncharacterized. The transcript has a single exon. The record is from RefSeq and is a predicted model, not a curated record. Lineage: Eukaryota; Fungi; Ascomycota; Eurotiomycetes; Eurotiales; Aspergillaceae. The coding region runs from base 1 to 1590 and encodes 529 amino acids.
AUGCACCCCAGCAAGGUCCAUCAGAGUACCACCAAACAGCCCAACUCGGGUCUGAUCCUGGGGUUCAAUCCCAUCCCCAAAGACGCCGAUGGCAACCUCGUCAAGGGCGCCCUCGUGCAAGACACCCCCUCCAAGCCGAAACACUCGCCCGCCCCUUCCUCCCAUUUCGGCACCCCGGGCUUCGAUUUCAAGUUCGCCUGCCACGAGUCACAGCUCAGUGACGAGGCCAGAAAGCUCAUGGAGACUGUGCGCCAGGAUGCCGCCCGCAUCAAGUCCCAGAUUGCUCGCGAUCAGCCAAGCCAGUCCCCCGCGUCCAACGACGCUCACGACGUCGGCGAUCGGAAGAUCGCUCAGCCCAAGGGCAAGGCCGGUCGCUUCAGCAACGCCCAUAUGGCUGAAUUCAAGAAGAUGGACUCCAUUGCCGGACAUGCGUCGGCCUUCCGUGCCACUCCCGGACGCUUCCAACCCGUUCAGGAGAAGACCCUCAAGCGCUCCAACUCCAAGGCGCGUCUGGAUGAGUCCCCGGCCAAGGCUGUCCCGUCUGUCCCCAGGUCUCCUGCUCCGUCCGCAAAACGCGUGAAACACGAUACAUCCGAUGAUACGUCCACGCAUCGUCCGGUGGAAGGCGAACCUAGGACCCCCAAGCCCACGGCUCAUUCCCGUCCUCGUCCCCGGUCCACCACGCGCGCUUCCCACUUCACCCCGACCCGGGCGUCGGCGGCGCGGGCCACCGCGACCAGCAUCAAACCGCCUCGUUCGUCCAUGAUCCCAUCGCUGGCUCGCUCCCCCUCGCUGCAGCAUCCGUCGGCUCCACGAACCCCUCGCACAGACUUCAACCCCCGUCUGAAGACCAACAUCCCCACGCUGCCCAAUCUCAAGUCGAUUCUGCGCCGUCACCAGCCCCUCUUUUCCAAGGAUCCCACCAAGAUCGCCGCAGGUACUCAUGUGACGGCGUCCGACUUCAAUUCCAAGUUGUUACUGCAGAGCCCCUCGCGGCAGGCAUCCGACGAUGUCGUGCAGACACCCUCGCCCAAGAAACGCGUGGAAUUCUCCUCCAGCACUAGGUCCCCCGGCCCGCAGGCGUCGCCGUCGCCCUCGAAGAUCCCCAGUGCACGUCCGGCCACCUCAGACGUUGUCUAUCCUUCUCUGCCGGCCUUGACACCUGAAAAGACCGCUGCUGCUACGCCCACUGCUACUUCCGGUGAAAUUACGAAAUCCACCAUCCGUCAGGUCCGUCCAUCCGAUGUGCCAUCGACCACGAGGCCGCUGCCGAAGGUCGCCGGCGUGCCACACGGGAUCGGGAACAAAAAGCGAUAUCGCGAGACGACCGAGCACGGCACUGACAGCGAGAAUAUGCCACCCGUUGAUACGACCGACGAGGUCCGCAGUACGAAGCGAGUUAAGUUGGGCUCACCGUCACCUACCAAGAUGCCAACCCCGAGUCCGACCAAGCCUCGUUCCCACACGCCUCUGCGGUCGACCGCGAAGGGUAGUCGAUCCGGGACUCCAGCGAGCGCACGUGCCAAGAACCGCGGCGUCCUGAGUGUCAGCCGUUUGAACAUGCUCGCUCAGCCGAAGAAUCGCUCUUGA